Trametes versicolor FP-101664 SS1 is the source of this 1202-nucleotide messenger RNA. RefSeq names its product purine and uridine phosphorylase. The coding region runs from base 26 to 1111 and encodes 361 amino acids. The transcript is spliced from 9 exons. Gene Ontology annotation, cellular component: cytosol. Gene Ontology annotation, molecular function: uridine phosphorylase activity. Gene Ontology annotation, biological process: uridine catabolic process. NCBI's taxonomy places the organism in Eukaryota, Fungi, Basidiomycota, Agaricomycetes, Polyporales, Polyporaceae. The record is from RefSeq and is a predicted model, not a curated record.
AGGACGAGCACGAAUUGCGAGAGAAAUGAAGAACCUCAUCGUUGACGCAAACUUUCCCCGCACGCUCGACCAGCGUGUCUACCACUUGAGCCUGCGCGCAGGCGAGGUGGCCAAUCGCAUCCUCACCCUGGGCGCGCCUUCGAGGGCACACGGGAUCGCCUCGUAUCUCGACGCGACUCCGACGCCGUUCACGCUCACCUCGGAGCGCGGGUUUACCACCAUCACCGGCCGCUACAAGGGCGUGCCCGUUUCCAUAGUCAGCAUCGGCAUGGGGCACCCCAACGCAGACUUCUUCGUCCGCGAGGUAAGGGAGUGCCUCACCGGCGACAUGGUCGUGGUGAGGCUCGGGUCCUGUGGUGGCCUCAUCGAUGUGCCAGUCGGGAGCGUCGUUGUGCCGAAGGCGAGCAUCGCUGUCUCCAGAAACUACGACUUCGACUUCGUCAAUGGCCAGUCGGGCGAGCUGCCAUACAGAACCAGCAAGCCGGUCCUUGCCGACCCCAUCGUCCACGAUGCCCUCGUCGAUGCCCUGAAGAGGACGCGUCCGGAAGGCGUGGCGACCCCGAUAGUAGACAACACCUUGAACGCCUCGGCGGACAGCUUCUACUCCUCGCAGGGGCGGCAGACGUCGUUCCCCGACCAUAACGCCGACCUCAUCGACCGCCUUAUGUCCGAGCACACGGACCUCGCCACCUUCGAGAUGGAGACGUUCCACAUCCUCCACCUCGCGGCCUGCUGGCGCGCGGAGGCCAAGGACGUGACCAACAGCCCAGGGCCCCCGCUCGAUCGCGACGCCACGGCGCCCUCGAUCUACCCGGCCCACCUACCGUCCACGCAGGCGGCCAUCCCCGAUGUCGCGACCUCGGCCGCGGGUGAUGCGCCGCUCAAGCCACCCCCGCGCAUUAGGGCAGCUGCUGCGCAGAUGGUGUUCGCCUCGCGCACGUCGCAGGACUUUAUCACGCCUGAGGAAGUGGCGAGCGUCGAGGCGUGGACGGGACGCGCUGUGCUCGAGGCCCUCGUCGGACUUGAGAUCGAGCCUGACCGCCUCCACGAAGAGAAGGGAAGCGUUUGGGAGAUCAAGGAGGGCGAGCAGACGCAGACAGUGCCUAGGUAAAUGUGCGGCGGGCGACUUCUCGUGCACGCAGCGUAGACGCUGCGAUAGAUGUAGACUAGAACGGAAUGGAUGGCGGACUGCGCAUGUGCGC